Hemicordylus capensis (graceful crag lizard) is the source of this 3524-nucleotide messenger RNA. RefSeq names its product methylenetetrahydrofolate dehydrogenase (NADP+ dependent) 1 like (gene MTHFD1L). The transcript is spliced from 28 exons. Lineage: Eukaryota; Metazoa; Chordata; Lepidosauria; Squamata; Cordylidae. The coding region runs from base 148 to 3087 and encodes 979 amino acids. The record is from RefSeq and is a predicted model, not a curated record. Gene Ontology annotation, biological process: tetrahydrofolate interconversion. Gene Ontology annotation, cellular component: mitochondrion; cytosol. Gene Ontology annotation, molecular function: formate-tetrahydrofolate ligase activity; ATP binding; methylenetetrahydrofolate dehydrogenase (NADP+) activity.
GAUGCCAUUGCAGAUGCUGGAUGCCAUCCAAGGUCUGACCGCCGGGAGCCCGUACCCCGCCCUCGCCACGUCCCUCCCUUGAGCUCCUCCUCCCCGCCCGUGCAUCUCCGGUAGCGGCUCUUCAGUGCUCCGUUCUGCUGUCCUGCGAUGAUGCUUUCCGCGCUACGCCGUCUGGCUUGGAGAACGCUGGUGCCGCCGCCAGCAACCAGACGCACGGGGAAGAGGAAGAGCAGCGGCGCCGCAGGGAAGCUGCUGAGCUCCGGGGAGGCCUUUGCGCUCCUGCCCCACCGCGGUAUAUGCGGCACGUGGAGCCGCCUGGCGAAGCAACAGGUCACCCCAGGCGGAGGCACUGGAGGGCUUCAAGGCUCUGCGUCCAGGGAAAUAAUUGAGAGCUCAAGAAAAGCCCUGAGUUUACUGCAGAAAGAACAUCCAACAUUUAAGCCAACACUUUCUGUUGUACAGGUUGGCAAUGAUGAUUUGGAACAAGAAAUCAGAAAUGUUGCUGAAGAGAUUGGUCUGAAUCUGGUUCAUAUUUGUCUUCAUCAUGACUGCACUGAAAAUGAGAUUGUUGAUGAAAUCACAAAGAUCAAUGAGGAUUCUAAAAUUCAUGGUGUUCUCCUUCGCCUCUCUAAGGAGUCAUACACGAGCAAAAUACUGAAUGCUGUGAAACCAGAGAAAGAUGUGAAUGGAAUAACAGAUUUUAAUUUGGCAAGGCUAGUGCAUGGAAACAUGCAUGAAUGUGUGGUUUCCCCUGUUGCCAACGCUGUGGUCCAGCUUCUUGAAAAACUAGCAUGUGCUUCCCUAGAUGGAAAAAAGGUGUUGCUGUUGGCAGUUCAAGGACCUUUGGAAGUUUCUUUGCAGUGCCUUCUUCAAAGGAAAGGGGUUGUGACUAUGAGCUGCCCGUGGGAAGUGAAGGAACUUCAAACAAUGCUUCAUGAUGCUGAUAUGGUAGUAGUGGGGAAUACCAAACCCAAAGAGAUUCCAGUUUCAUGGAUGAAAUCUAAGAUGACCACUGUGGAUUGUUCACAUGACAUUUUAUGGGGACAUUAUGGCUCCAGUGAACAGCUUGUGAAGCACAGUGACCAGGCUUCUGGUGAGGAUGUAGGGCAUCUGGCAGUGGCAAAAUGCAUGCAGAACUUGGUUAAGAUCAGUGAGCGAUGGAUACAGGCCCAACAGUAUAAGAAUUGGAAUCUCCGUUGCUUGAAACUACAGCCACUUUCACCUGUCCCCAGUGAUAUUGAGAUUUCCCGAGCACAGAGUCCCAAAGCUGUUGAUGUCCUUGCCAGAGAGAUAGGAUUGCUCACAGAUGAAAUUGAAAUCUAUGGCCAAACCAAAGCCAAAGUACGUCUGUCUCUGCUGGAAAGGUUAAAGGAUCAGCCAGAUGGAAAAUACGUGCUGGUUGCUGGGAUUACACCAACCCCUCUUGGAGAAGGGAAAAGCACUGUGACAAUUGGUUUGGUUCAAGCUCUGACUGCUCACCUUAAAGUGAAUUCCUUCGCCUGCUUGAGGCAGCCCUCUCAAGGACCUACUUUUGGUGUUAAAGGUGGAGCAGCAGGGGGUGGAUAUGCUCAAGUCAUACCAAUGGAAGAGUUCAACCUUCACUUAACUGGAGAUAUUCAUGCCAUUACUGCAGCAAAUAAUUUGCUGGCUGCUGCCAUAGAUGCUAGGAUUUUGCAUGAAAACACUCAAUCUGAUAAGGCCUUGUACAACAGAUUGGUUCCAUUAGUACAAGGGGAGAGGACAUUUUCACCCAUACAGCUUGCACGUAUGAAAAGAUUGGGGAUAACAAAAACAGACCCUGAUACUUUAACAGCAGAUGAGAUUAACAGAUUUGUACGACUUGAUAUAGAUGAAUCUACAAUAACAUGGCAAAGAGUGGUAGACACAAAUGACAGAUUUCUUAGGAAAAUAACAAUUGGGCAAGCCAAUACAGAGAAGGGAUUUUCUCGUCAGACUCAGUUUGACAUAGCCGUUGCAAGUGAAAUCAUGGCAAUCUUAGCCCUGACCAGCAGUCUGUCAGAUAUGAAAGAGAGACUGGGGAAAAUUGUUGUGGCUAACAACAAAAAAGGAGAACCAGUGACAGCAGAAGAUUUGGGAGUAACUGGUGCCCUUUCUGUUUUGAUGAAGGAUGCAAUUAAGCCAACAUUGAUGCAAACAUUAGAGGGUACUCCAGUUUUUGUACAUGCUGGACCUUUUGCAAAUAUUGCUCAUGGUAACUCUUCAGUUUUGGCAGACAAAGUUGCCCUUAAAUUGGUUGGCAAAGAAGGAUUUGUAGUAACUGAAGCUGGGUUUGGUGCUGAUAUUGGGAUGGAGAAAUUCUUCAACAUCAAAUGCAGAGCUUCUGGCUUGGUUCCCAGUGUGGUUGUGCUUGUUGCUACAGUGAGGGCUUUGAAGAUGCAUGGAGGUGGGCCAAGUGUAACUGCUGGUGCCCCUCUUAAGAAAGAAUAUACAGAAGAGAAUCUCAAGCUGGUGUCUGAUGGCUGCAGUAACUUACGGAAGCAAAUAGAAAUUGCACAACUCUUUGGCGUUCCAGUUGUGGUUGCUCUGAAUGUUUUCAGGACGGACUCUCCUGCUGAGAUUGAUUUAGUCUGUGAGAUUGCCAAGCAGUCUGGUGCUUCUGAUGCUGUGGCUUGCUAUCAUUGGUCAGAUGGGGGCAGAGGAGCUGUGGAAUUGGCUCAGGCUGUAAGAAGAGCUGCUAAUCAGAAGAAUAGCUUCAGAUAUCUGUAUGACCUGCAGCUUCCCAUUAUUGAAAAAAUAAAAAUUAUAGCACAGAACGUCUAUGGAGCUCAAGAUAUAGAGCUGUCUCCUGCAGCACAAUCUCAGAUAGCUCGUUACAGUCAACAGGGAUUUGGAAAUCUACCCAUAUGUAUGGCCAAAACUCACCUGUCCCUCUCGCACAUGCCUGAGAGGAAAGGCGUCCCCACUGGCUUUAUUCUGCCUAUUAGUGAUGUGCGGGCCAGCAUUGGAGCUGGCUUUAUUUAUCCACUGGUAGGAACGAUGAGCACUAUGCCAGGAUUGCCUACGAGGCCUUGCUUCUAUGAUAUUGACCUGGACCCUGAAACAGAACAAGUCAAAGGGCUGUUUUGAACACAAGCUGAAAAUCAGACUUCUGAAAAUACAAACAGCAGCGUUCAUGUUUCCUGAAGUAUGAGACAAGCAUGAAUUUGAAGAAUGCCUAUAAACAUAUCUCUGGAAGAAUACUGUGGAUAGACCAAAACACAAAUACACACACUGCUCUGAAACCUUUUUAUAAUGAGAAACAGUCUAAUGCAUAACAACCAAAGAAAAUCAGUACAAACUAAUUUAUUCUAAAGAUUAAUGUAAAGGGAUGUUUUGUGAAACAUGUGUUGCGUACACAUUGAUUGUAUGUUCUUGCAGGGGAGGGAAAGGCGAAGUGGUAUGAACAGAAAGAAGACAUUUUCCAUUCUUAAAGUUUUAUAUUCCCUAUUUGAGUCAUAAAACCAAACUGUUUUCUCACCUGUAGCAAUUUGGAAAAUCCACAUUAAAAAGGUAAUGCUGCUUGA